GCUGAUGUAAAUGAAUUGUAGGUCAAUCGGUCAUUGCCACUCGUUAAAGAAUCGUGCUCUUGAAUGUUGAACCUCGUUAUUAAAGGUUUUAACUAGUGUUUUUAAUAAUUAAUAAUAUAAAAAUGGCCAACGAAUUAUCGAAAGAUGAAUUAUUAUCAUUAAUUAUAAAAUGUACAAACUUUGCUGCUAAAAAACAUAAAAAUCAGCGACGACAUGAUUAUGAAGCAACACCUUAUAUUAAUCAUCCCAUAGGAGUUGCUAAUAUUUUAACUGAAGAAGGCAAAGUGUAUGAUCCAAAUGUUAUUGUCGCAGCAUUGUUGCACGACACUGUUGAAGACACUGACACGUCAAUAGAAGAAAUCGAGCGUGAGUUUGGUCCCAAAAUAAAAUCAAUUGUCGCGGAAGUGACUGAUGACAAGUCACUGCCGAGCCAAGAGCGAAAACGUUUGCAGGUGGUACACACACCUUAUAUAAGUCACGAGGCUAAGCUCGUUAAACUAGCAGACAAAAUUUACAACCUGAGAGAUCUUCAGAGAUGUACGCCAGUCGGCUGGACAAGUACUCGUGUCCAAAAUUAUUUCCAGUGGUCUAAAGAUGUAAUUCAAGGUUGCCGAGGUACCAAUGAUAAACUGGAGAAUAUAUUUGACGGAAUAGUAUCUCAACAGCCGAAAUCAAAUGGUAUUCAAUGGGCAAUAGAAUAUUUAAACUUUGUUUUUUUUAAACCAUCUGCGAAGAGUUGAUUAUUUUUUUAACAAUUUAAGGGUGAUCCCGGUGAUUGUCUCAUUCUAAUUACGAUGAUGAAAAAUAAAGACUACUCCGAGA
Messenger RNA from Cotesia glomerata, 822 nucleotides. RefSeq names its product guanosine-3',5'-bis(diphosphate) 3'-pyrophosphohydrolase MESH1 (gene Mesh1). Gene Ontology annotation, molecular function: guanosine-3',5'-bis(diphosphate) 3'-diphosphatase activity. The transcript has 3 exons. Lineage: Eukaryota; Metazoa; Arthropoda; Insecta; Hymenoptera; Braconidae. The coding region runs from base 123 to 740 and encodes 205 amino acids. The record is from RefSeq and is a predicted model, not a curated record.